Vanrija pseudolonga is the source of this 1197-nucleotide messenger RNA. RefSeq names its product L-arabinitol 4-dehydrogenase (gene ard-1). Lineage: Eukaryota; Fungi; Basidiomycota; Tremellomycetes; Trichosporonales; Trichosporonaceae. The transcript has 4 exons. The record is from RefSeq and is a predicted model, not a curated record. Gene Ontology annotation, molecular function: L-iditol 2-dehydrogenase (NAD+) activity; zinc ion binding. Gene Ontology annotation, biological process: D-sorbitol catabolic process. Bases 1 to 1197 code for a protein of 398 amino acids.
AUGCCAUCCGACCCCGCAAAGCUGCGCUAUGGCGGGUUCCCCGAUCUCCCCGUCGCGCCGUACGAGGAGGCGUACGACUCGCUGAACAACGGCUUCGUCGCGCGCGUGCUGGACGCCGACGACCCGGCGCUCUUGGACCCCAAGGCGAACAUUGGGUGCGCGUACCGCCCCGGCGGGGGGGCGGACAUGGUCGAGCUGCCGCGGCCUGUCGCGGCGGCGGGCGAGGUCAUCAUCCACGUGCAGCAGAGCGGCAUCUGCGGCUCCGACCUCCACAUGUUCCGCCACGGCGCGAACGGCUCGUGCGUCGUCACGAAGCAUACCUGCGCCGGGCACGAGUCGGCCGGCGAGGUCGUCGAGCUCGGCGAGGGCGUCGACACGCUCAAGGUCGGCGACCGCGUCGCGAUCGAGUGCUGCCUGCCGUGCCUGUCGCCCGCGUGCGGGCCGUGCAUUGAGGGGAGGUACAACCUGUGCCCCAGAAUCGCGUUCUUGUCCGCCGCACCGUUCCACGGCACGCUGGCGCGCUACGUCCGCCACCCGGCCGCGUGGGUGCACAAGCUGCCGGACAACGUGUCGACCGAGGAGGGCAGCCUGUGCGAGCCGCUCGUCGUGGUGCUGGCUGCGCUCGACCGCGCCGGCGUGAAGCUGGGGGACAGUGUGCUGAUCUGCGGCGCUGGCCCCAUCGGCAUCAUGGCCCUGCUCGCGGCUCGCGCGGCGGGGUGCGAGCCCAUCACGAUCACGGACCUCGUGGCGAGCCGACUCGAGUUUGCGAAGAAGCUCGUACCCUCCGUCAAGACGGUGCUCGUCGAGCGCGGCGAGGACGCUGGCGAGGUUGCGAAGCGCGCGCGCGCGGCUGCGGGCGGCGUGCCGGCGCGCGUCGCGCUCGAGGCGACAGGGUUCGAGAGCAGUAUCCACGCGGCGAUCUACGGCGUCGACCACGGCGGCAAGGUCUACGUCCUCGGCAUGGGGGCCGCGAUGCAGACCGUCCCGUUCACGUACCUCCAGUGGCGCGAGAUCGACCUCCAGUACCAGUAUCUCUACGCGAACCAGUACCCCAAGGCCAUCCGCCUCGUGGCUGGCGGCCUGGUGGACGUCGGGCCGCUCGUCACGCACCGCUUCCCUCUCAAGGACGCGCUCAAGGCGUUCGAGGUGGCCUUGGACCCCGCGCACGGCGCGAUCAAGGUCCAGAUCCAGGACUAG